Diabrotica virgifera virgifera (western corn rootworm) is the source of this 3378-nucleotide messenger RNA. Its product is annotated as protein YIPF3. The transcript has 5 exons. Lineage: Eukaryota; Metazoa; Arthropoda; Insecta; Coleoptera; Chrysomelidae. Bases 187 to 570 code for a protein of 127 amino acids. The record is from RefSeq and is a predicted model, not a curated record.
CUAUGCACAGAUGAAUUUAAUGACGUUUAAAUUAUCCUUAAUAAACUUUUAUUUUUUAUUCGACAAUAAGUAUCAAACAAUUAAAAUUUGGUUAAUGCAAUUCAACAAUAUAUUUUGAGGUGGCCGUGGCCACGCUGAUAACGUAAUCUGAUCAAAUAAAAAAAACAAUUUUAUAUUUUUAAUAAUAUGCAGCGGGGUGUAGUGACUUGGUUAAUAAUAGUUUUUAUUAUCUUUCCUGUUGUUUUCAAUAAAUCUCAAACGCAAGACAUAUCAAAUUUUCCAAUUUUUGAUGAACGUGUGACUUCAGAAAACUAUGUGGAUCGUAAAAUAGAAAUAAUAGAAAGAAUCAGUAACCAAUUGAACCAGUUAUAUCAAGAAACCUAUCGAAAUUGUGAACAUAAAAAUAAUGAAUACCAUUUGGAAUAUGAAUCUAUUGAAUCCCUGUGGAAGUGCGAAGAAGAUGAUAUGAACAAUAUGAAAGGUCGAUCUUUUAACAUUGACUUAGUGGACUUUCAAAUGCAAAUAGUUCAACAUUUUCUUGAUGCCUUCGCCUACUUAAAUAACCAGUAAAGAAGAGACAGCUGGAGCAGAUUAUGACUAUUUGGAUGGUUGUGCAACGGAUUCAGUAAAAUUUAUUUAUUAUCGCAUCUUUGUUCAACAUUUGAAUUUAUUAUUAAUAAUCCCAAUAUUAAAAAAUUAUUUUUGCAGCAGAAUUGUCACCUGAAGGUAUUAUCAUCUUUGGUAAUGAAAAGUUUACAACAUGAAGGAUUUCACUUAAAUCUUGAAUUUGAGUGUGAAUGUGGGGAAAAUGCCUUCAAAGUUUAUUCUGCUGUUAUAAAAAUUAUCUGUAAUAUUGUUUUAAAUAAUUAUACAAAAACAAAAAUAGCGGCCAUCAAAGUAUAAUGAAUCUAAAAAAAGUAUAAAAGAAAAAUAAUGAUAAGGGCGAUAACAAAAAAAUAAAAUUAUCUACUCUAAACCCCAAGAAUGCAGAUCAAACAUUGUGAGCAAUAAUUGUUUUUAUAGUUAUUUCUAGCGAUAUUUUGUAUAUCUAUAAUUUAAAAUAAGAUAGUAUUUAUUCAAAACAAUGUAUUUUGCACAUAGGUAUUCUUGUCAUUGGUUUUGUUUUUAAUGAAAACUUCUUUAUUAACGUUGUGCGAUUUUUUGAUAGGGGAAAAAGCAUUGAAUUCGCGACUGUCAUCGCGACCGUCAUCGCUUAUGCUAUAUAUUAUUUGUAUGUAUUUAUAAAUUGUGUAGAAGUAUUUAAAUUUAAAAUAAAUGUAAUACCUAUUUUAGGAUGGAGAAAAAGGAUUUAUUUCAUGACCGUCUUCUCUUCGGCGAAAUAAAUUUUGUACGUAUCUAUAUUAUGUAUAUCUAUACAUACAUUGUAUAGAAGUAUUUAAAUUUAAAAUAAAUGUAAAACCUAUUUUUGAAUGGGGAAAAAGGAUUUAUUUCGAGACUGUCAUCUCUUCGGCGAAAUAAAUUUUGUACGUAUAUGCGUAUUAAAGUGAAAACUUCUUUAGGGACGUUGUGCACUUUUUGGAUGGAAAAAAGUAUUAAAUUAGCGACCAUCAUCACGACCAUCAUCGCUUCGAAGAAAUAAAUUUUUGAAGUGAAAACUUCUUGAGGGACGUUGUGCACUUUUUAGAUGGGGAAAAAUUUUUAAAUUAGCGACGGUCAUCGCUUCGACGAAAUAAAUAUUUGAUGUGAAACACUUUAGGGACGUUGUGCUCUUUUUGAAUGGAAUAAAGUAUUAAAUUAGCGACCGUCAUCGCUUCGAUGAAAUAAAUUUUUGAAGUGAAAACUUCUUGAAGGUCGUUGUGCACUUUUUGGAUGGGAAAAGUAAUAAAUUAGCGGCCGUCAUCCCUUUGACGAAAUUAACAUUUGAAGUGAAAACUUCUUUAGGGACGUUGUGCUCUUUUUGAAUGGAAUAAAGUAUUAACUUGGCGACCGUCAUCGCUUCGAUGAAAUAAAUUUUUGAAGUGAAAACUUCUUGAGGGACGUUGUGCACUUUUUAGAUGGGGAAAAAUUUUUAAAUUAGCGACAGUCAUCGCUUCGACUAAAUAAAUUAUUGAAGUGAAAACUUCUUUAGGGACGUUGUGCACUUUUUGGCUGGGAAAACGUAAUAGAUUAGCGACCGUCAUCGCUUCGACGAAAUAAAUAUUUGAUGUGAAACACUUUAGGGACGUUGUGCACUUUUUCGAUGGAAAAAAGUAUUAAAUUAGCGACCGUCAUCGCUUCGACGAAAUAAAUAUUUGAAGUGAAAACUUCUUGAGGGACGUUGUGCACUUUUUGGAUGGGGAAAAAUAUUAAAUUAGCGCGACCGUCUUGCUUCGACGAUUUUUAAAUUUUUAAAGUUAAAAUUUCUUUAGGGACGUUGGGCACUUCUUGGAUGGGGAAAAAGUAUUGAAUUUGCGACCGUCAUCAGUUCGCUGAAAUAAAUUUUGUACGUAUAUAAAUUAUGUGUUUGUAUACAUAAAUAGCAUAGGGCAUACGCAUCGCGUAUAUGAUAUAGGUAUAACACUUCUUUUUUGGAUGGGAAAAAGGAUUGAGUUCGUAAUUUAUAUAUUUAUAUUAUAAGAUAUAUAUUAUAAGAUAUAAAUAUAUCUUAUAUUUAUAAGAAGUUUUCGCUUCUGUCGGCACUCCCACGAGUGCCUUCAAAUUUUUUUGUAUAAUAAACGUUACUUACAAGGAAUUACUUUUAAUUUUAUUUUGUACAAACUUCUAAUUAAUAAUAUUUUCCUGUACGAUUCAAAAAAUACUAUAAAUUUUAACAGAAUUUGUACUUUAAUUGUCGUUUCAAAAUCGGUAGACCGAGAGUCGGACUACCGACGUCAUCAAUUCCAACGUUGUCUUUUUCACUUCAUGGCUUGUAAAGUAGAAGAGAACUUUGACCUUAGAACAUCAAAUAAACGUUAGUUUUAUGUUCUAUGACAAUGACAGACGACAGGACAGAAGUGACGGAAAAAUGAAUUUGACAGUUGAAGUUGAAAGGUUAAAAUAAUUUUGAUUUAAAAAAAAACAACAAAUUUGAAAAUGGAAUUUUGUACAACGAUUAUGAAGAUAAAAGAAUGAAUCAUAAUGGAAUUAAUCUAAUAGAAAACAGAUGUUAAAUUUGUUUACGUUCAUUGAUGUCAGUUUUGUAUGUUUAAAUAUGGAAAACCAAAUAAAUCUAGUCAAGGUUAGAACUAGGCUUCACUCCCAAAAUAAACCCAAAUCUUAACCAAGAAUAGAAACAUUUUUGGAAAUACAAUGAAUUGAUAAACUUAGUAAAUUUUUAUCCAAUAAUUAUGUAACUUGGUUGUUAUAUUCAAACAAAAAUGUGAUAUAUCUAAUGCUACCAAGGAACUCGUCAAUUCAAGUAAAGAAGAAAAUUAGAAA